CUCACUUAUGCUGCAAGAUUCUCUGAGGAAUCUCAUAGGUUCACAUUAACAAACAUGUAGAAGACGCAAAGCAAGAGAUUAACACUCGAUGAGGAGAAAUCACACAUCACUCACAAAACUCGUUGGAGAUGGAUUCUACAAAGAAGCGCUUUCCCUCUUCUCCCACCUCCACUCUUCUUCUUCUUCUUCCCUUACCCUUCAUUCCUUCACCUUCCCCACUCUCUUCAAAGCAUGCGCCAAACUUCGUUUCCCUUCCCACACCCAAACCCUCCACGCCCAUUUCCUCAAAACCGGUUUCCACUCCGACCCUUAUGCUACCUCCGCCCUGACCGCUGCUUAUUCUGCCACCCCUCGCCAUUUCUCCGACGCACUCAAGGUAUUUGACGAAAUGCCCCAACCAAACGUUGCCUCUCUCAAUGCAGCGCUUUCGGGUUUAUCGCUAAAUGGGCGUAGCGGAGAAGCUAUCCGGGUGUUCCGGCGAAUUGGGUUGGGCCCCUUGAGGCCCAAUUCGGUCACCAUUGUGUGCAUGCUUGGUGUUCCUCAUGUAGGUGUCAACCAUGUUGCACUGAUGCAUUGCUGCGCGUUGAAGUUAGGAGUUGAAUUUGAUGUCUAUGUUGCCACCUCGCUUGUCACUGCGUAUUCCAAGUGUGAAGAGUUAGUUUCUGCGACUAGGGUAUUUGAGGAAUUGCCUGUGAAGAGUGUAGUGAGUUACAAUGCUUUUAUUUCUGGUUUGUUGCGGAAUGGGGUUCUUCAUUUGGUGUUGGAUGUGUUUAGGGAAAUGAUGAGAGAAGUGCGUUUGGAGUGCAAACUCAAUUCAGUGACGUUGGUGUCUGUUCUUUCUGCUUGUGGUAGUCUACAAAGUGUUCGUUUAGGGACGCAGGUUCAUGGGCUUAUUGUGAAACAUGAAGUGGAUGAUGGGGUUAUGGUGGUGACUGCACUUGUCGAUAUGUAUUCAAAGUGUGGUUUUUGGCGUUCUGCUUUUGACGUUUUCACGGGGGCGGAAGGGGACAGUAGGAACUUGAUCACGUGGAACUCCAUGAUUGCUGGAAUGAUGUUAAAUAAAGAGAGUGAGAGAGCUGUUGAUAUGUUUCGACGGCUGGAAUCUGAAAAGUUGAAGCCUGAUUCAGCUACUUGGAAUUCCAUGAUUAACGGGUUUGCACAACAAGGGGUGUGUGGGGAAGCUUUUAAGUACUUUAGGGAAAUGCAGUCUGUUGGUGUGCCUCCGUGUUUGAAAAUUGUUACUAGCAUUUUGUCAACGUGUGCAGAUUCAUCUAUGUUACGUCAUGGAAAAGAGAUACAUGGGUUUGCUUUAAGAACUGAUAUCAAUAGGGAUGAUUUUUUGGCUACUGCUCUGGUUGACAUGUAUAUGAAAUGUGGGCAUGCUUCUUGGGCACGAGAAGUUUUUAAUCAGUUUGAUGCAAAACCAGAUGAUCCUGCAUUUUGGAAUGCAAUGAUAGGGGGGUAUGGGAGAAAUGGAGACCAUGAAUCUGCUUUUGAAUUCUUUGAUAAAAUGCUGGAAGAAAGUGUUCGACCAAACAGUGCUACAUUUGUUAGUGUUUUAUCUGCUUGCAGCCACACAGGUCAGGUUGAUAGAGGGUUAACAGUUUUUAGAAUGAUGAUAAGAGAGUAUGGCUUGCAGCCAAAGCCUGAGCAUUUUGGCUGUAUUGUUGAUCUUUUAGGUCGGUUUGGUCAGUUGGGUGAAGCUCAAGGCCUGGUGCAGGAAUUAGCAGAGCCUCCUGCAUCUGUUUUAGCUUCUUUGCUCGGUGCUUGUAGGUGUUACCUAGAUUCAAGUCUUGGGGAAGAAAUGGCAAUGAGGCUUCUAGAUGUAGAACCAGAAAAUCCAACUCCUCUGGUUAUCUUGUCUAAUAUAUAUGCCGGGCUAGGAAGAUGGAAGGAAGUAGAAAGGGUAAGAGGGAUGAUCACGGAUAAGGGAUUGAACAAAUUCUCUGGCCUUAGCAUGACAGAAGUUGCAUCGAAAUAACACUUAUAUAUAAAAAAUUUAAAUAAAAUGUUCUUUCAGAUAAUAUAAGAGUUUGUUACAUUUGGAGUAUCUCCACAAAAAUCACUGAAUAAAAAUUUCCUUCACUGCAAAUCCAUAGUAAUCAUCAAAAUGGUAAGGAGGUUCAGUUACAAAACAAGAGAUAACAUCUCUCAGUGUAAUGACUCCAACUAAUUCAUCCUGUCCAUCUACCACAUGAAUCCUGUGAAUAGACUGAGAAGCAAGAGUAUGGAUCACACUCUGCAGUGUCGAGUCAAGCUUGCAUGUUAUAGGCUCGUGGCUAGCGUUCCCAGUUUGCAGGGACGAAGAGACAAUUCUUUCCAGGAAAUCUAUCACAGUCAGUUUCCUGGAAUUCAAAACAGAGUAGCAGCGAGUAGAACAUUUCAGACUUAGCAGCAAGUAUCUGAUGUCUCGUAUGCUCACGUUUCCAACAAUUUUCUUCCCUGGCCCCUCUACUACCGGAAGACCACCGAUUUUAUUAUCCCUCAUUUGCUUGAAAGCUUCAAGAACCAACUCAUUGCUCUGAAUGCUAAUAACCUGGACAGGAAGAAAAAUUAUGUUUUUAAACCUUACAGCCAAGGGAAACUGAAAAUUUAA
Vigna unguiculata (cowpea) is the source of this 2596-nucleotide messenger RNA. Its product is annotated as Pentatricopeptide repeat (PPR) superfamily protein. The record is from RefSeq and is a predicted model, not a curated record. NCBI's taxonomy places the organism in Eukaryota, Viridiplantae, Streptophyta, Magnoliopsida, Fabales, Fabaceae. Gene Ontology annotation, biological process: RNA modification. Gene Ontology annotation, molecular function: protein binding; RNA binding. Gene Ontology annotation, cellular component: intracellular membrane-bounded organelle.